GAAUCCCUGGUUAAAGGGUGGUCCUCACAGCCACCAACCAGGCCCUGCCAGCUUCUCCAGCUGUUCCCAGGUACCCCUGCAACAUUGGCAGCCUCCAAAGGCUCUAGGAUGCCGGGGCCAGCUGGGCUCGGGCUGCCAACCUGAUCCUCACCACCCGUGUCCUGCUGGCACACCAUGUUGCGCUCCUGGCGCGUGAAGCUGAAGCUGCUGCUAGCCACGGUGACCCUGGCCAUCCUCCUCUCCUGGCUCUACCUCUUUGUGGGCAGCCUCGAAUACGGCCGCUUCCUCCUGCUGCCGCCCUGCCUGGGCGAGCAGCCGAGCCGGGACGUGGAGCGGGAGGCGCUGGCCUCGCGGGUGCGCAGGGUGGAGGAGGAGAACCAGCAGCUCCGGCUGCAGCUCGGCCAGGUGCAGGCGGAGGGCAGCGAUGGCAACCCACAGUGGGGGGCCUCCGCCGAGGAUGGGGACCCCCCCAGGGGUGAGAGGAGCAACCGCACGGCCUGCCCCAAGCAGCGGAUGGUGCACAAGUGUGAGCUCCUGCACGUUGCGAUUGUGUGCGCCGGGCACAACGCGAGCCGGGAUGUGGUCACCCUGGUGAAAUCCAUCCUCUUUCACAGGAAAAACCCCCUCCACUUUCACUUCAUCACGGACUCAGUGGCCCACCAGAUCCUCCAGAUGCUCUUCCAGUCCUGGAUGGUGCCCUCUGUCCACGUCAGCUUCUACAACGCCGAUGACUUGAAGCCGGAGGUGUCGUGGAUCCCCAACAAGCACUACUCCGGCAUCUACGGGCUGAUGAAGCUGACGCUUACCAAGGCACUGCCCUCCAACCUCUCCAAGGUCAUCGUCUUGGACACCGACAUCACCUUCGCCACUGACAUCGCUGAGCUCUGGGCUGUCUUUGGGAAGUUCUCUGACAAGCAGGUGAUUGGGCUGGUGGAGAACCAAAGCGACUGGUAUUUGGGCAACCUGUGGAAAAACCACAAACCAUGGCCAGCCCUGGGACGUGGCUUCAACACGGGGGUGAUCCUGCUCCUGCUCGACCGCCUGCGUCGCCUGGGCUGGGAGCAGAUGUGGCGGCUGACGGCAGAGCGGGAGCUCAUGAGCAUGCUCUCCACCUCGCUGGCGGAUCAGGACAUCUUUAACGCAGUGAUCAAGCAGGACCCGGCCCUGGUGUACCGGCUCCCCUGCUUUUGGAACGUGCAGCUCUCUGAUCACACCCGCUCGGAGCAGUGCUACACCGAGGUCUCGGAUCUCAAGGUGAUCCACUGGAACUCGCCCAAGAAGCUGCGGGUGAAGAACAAGCAUGUGGAGUUCUUUCGCAACCUCUACCUGACCUUCCUGGAGUAUGAUGGGAACCUGCUGCGCAGGGAGCUCUUCGGCUGUGCCAGUCUCCCCAGCCUGCCCAGCAACCAGCUGCAGCAGGCGCUGGAGGAGUUGGACGAGGAUGAUCCCUGCUACGAUUUCCGCCGGCAGCACCUCACGCAGCACCGCAUCCACCUGUUCUUCUUGCAGUACGAGUUCCUGGCCCUUCCCAGCCCCACCGAUGUCACCCUUGUGGCCCAGCUCUCCAUGGACAGGUUACAGAUGUUGGAGGCCAUCUGCAAACACUGGGCGGGCCCCAUCAGCCUGGCGCUGUACAUGUCGGACGCGGAGGCUCAGCAGUUCCUGCGCUAUGCCCAGGCCUCGGAGGUGCUGAGCGCCCGCCGCAACGUCGCCUACCACAUCGUCUACAAGGAGGGGCAGUUCUACCCCAUCAACCUCCUGCGCAAUGUGGCCUUGGCCAACACGCAGACGCCAUAUGUCUUUCUGACAGACAUUGACUUCCUGCCUAUGUAUGGCCUCUAUGAUUACCUCAGGAACUCCAUCCAGCAGCUGGAGCUGCCCCAGAGGAAGGCAGCUCUCAUCGUGCCGGCGUUCGAGACCCUGCACUACCGGUUGACCUUCCCCAAAUCCAAAGCAGAGCUGCUCUCCAUGCUGGACAUGGGCUCCCUCUACACCUUCAGGUACCAUGUGUGGCCAAAGGGCCAUGCCCCAACUGACUAUGCCAAGUGGCGGACGGCCACUGUGCCGUACCGCGUGGCGUGGCAGCCAGACUUCGAGCCUUACGUUGUAGUGAGGCGAGACUGCCCCAAGUACGACCAGAGGUUCGUGGGCUUCGGCUGGAACAAGGUGUCCCACAUCAUGGAGCUGGAUGCGCAGGAGUAUGAGCUGCUGGUCCUGCCCAACGCCUUCAUGAUCCACAUGCCCCAUGCCCCCAGCUUCGACAUCUCCAAGUUUCGCCUGAGCGCGGGGUACCGGGGCUGCCUCCAGACGCUGCGGGAGGAGUUCCACCAGGACCUGUCGCGGCGGUAUGGGGCUGCUGCACUCAAAUACCUCACCGCCGAGAGGAGCCUGUGAUGCCCGGGGACAGUGGGUGCGGGGUGCUAGCAGCACGCUGGGAAGGGAGGGCACAGGGCCUCCCUCCUGCCCCGGCCCACCACUGCAGCCUGGCCUGAGGGAACCGAGCCGGCAGCACAGCCUCUCCAGCCCAGCAAAGGGAUGCCUGUAGAUAAGAUGGUAGAUGCCAGCUGCGAGAACUGGCAGUGUCUGCAGGUCAAGCUGCUGCGGCGUGGCCAAGUGUUUUUUUGGAGCAGCAGCGUUCCUGUGUUACAGGGGAACCUUCCCAUGCCAGGGGCCAGGGGGAUGGGUCUUCUCCUUCCCCUGUUUUAGCAGAUGUGGAUUCUCAGCCUUCGUUAGUUCACCUCACCUUGAGGCCCAGGCUCCUUGAGAGGCCUGGGAGCUGUACCUUACCCUGCUCUGCCUCUGCUCUGUGGUCCCAGGUCCCAAUCCUCCACACAUCCUUCCGGGGCUUUGGUCAGUGGGAGACGAGGAUGUAGAGCAUUCUUCUGCAUCCUCUGUGGAGCAGGCUCAGAGAAAGCCUCCCAACACCCUGGGAGGUGGGGCCGGGGAGUACCAGGAGUUGUGGAGACCUGGUUCAAGCCCGGAUCAUGGCUGGCUGGUUAACAGGGCGAAAUAUUGUUGCUCCCCAUCCAUAUGGAUGCAAAGUCUCCAGUGGGGUUGGCCCAGUACUGGCGGUGUGGGAGUCAGCCAGAGCAGGAUGAGCUCCCAGAGCAGGACAGGCUGUCUGCUGUCCCCAGCAGUGAGCUCCGAGAAUGGGUCUGCACCUCCCAGCUGGAAGCAGCCAUGCCGGUGACAGCCCCGUCCUGGGGCUGGCAGUGCCCAGCAGGGCAGGGCUGCGAACCAUCAUGAUGGGCAAAACAGCAGCUUCGUGGGCCAGCACAUGCUUGGAGAAAUUCCUGGCAGGGGAGCACCCUGCUCCUCCCCAGCUCUUGGCAGCACAGACGUUGCCAUCGACAAUCAGGGAUGUGGUUGACACUGGACAAGACCGUAGCUGAGCACUGUGGCAGGAUCCCCGUGCCGGGAGCAGCUUGGCCGGGCAUUGUUCCACUGCUGUCACACACACUGGAGCACAGAGGAUGCAUUGCUUUCCUCACGCUAUUUAAAUUAUUUAAUACUUUUAUCAUAAGAAUUAAAUGAUUAGGGUAUCUGUUUUUUUGUUUUUUUUUAAUCCUUUCUUCCUCCCGGAUGAUUUUGCUGGUGGCCCUGGAGGCUCUCCAGGCCACCUGCUGCUGCAGUCUCCGCUGUUCUCUCCUUAGCAUUACUCUGGGCUGCAAGAGCCAGCUCUGUGCAGGUGUGAGGAUUUCCGUCCAUGGUGGGAGUGGCUAGGAGGAGCCAUACAAAGCGCGGGGUAUGGAAAGGGCACAAGCGCCUCUUGCUUAUUCUCUCUUUUUAAUUUAAUUUUUAAAUUAAAGCUUUUUUAUUCUUUUUCA
Gymnogyps californianus (California condor) is the source of this 3827-nucleotide messenger RNA. RefSeq names its product LARGE xylosyl- and glucuronyltransferase 2 (gene LARGE2). Gene Ontology annotation, biological process: protein O-linked glycosylation via mannose. The record is from RefSeq and is a predicted model, not a curated record. Lineage: Eukaryota; Metazoa; Chordata; Aves; Accipitriformes; Cathartidae. The transcript is spliced from 15 exons. The coding region runs from base 175 to 2394 and encodes 739 amino acids. Gene Ontology annotation, molecular function: glucuronosyltransferase activity; xylosyltransferase activity.